Molecule: messenger RNA, 886 nt
Organism: Schizosaccharomyces japonicus yFS275
Lineage: Eukaryota; Fungi; Ascomycota; Schizosaccharomycetes; Schizosaccharomycetales; Schizosaccharomycetaceae
Product: rab GTPase binding protein
Exons: 1
Coding region: 170-853 (227 amino acids)
Biological process (GO): endoplasmic reticulum to Golgi vesicle-mediated transport
Cellular component (GO): Golgi membrane; membrane; Golgi apparatus
Source: RefSeq, a predicted model, not a curated record
UUCUUCUUAAGCUCUCGUUCAGGAAUAUCGCACACUCUAUAAUUAAGGUUCAUUAAGCGUGGCGCGUCGCAUCGCGUCGCGUGUUUCAUUUAAACCUUAGAUAUCCUCGGGUUCUUACCGACUCAGCGAAAGACAGCCAAUUCUUUCCUUCAUAUAAUUCCCGGAAAAAAUGUCAUCAGAACAGCAUGAACUAUACAGUGUUGAGAUUGAAAGGGACGAGACUGAGGAUCUGCUUCGAAUGGAUCCCGCCAGAGCAAGUCUCGACGUAAAUCGGCCUGCUAAUAAAAACACCGGAAUCGGCUCGGAAACAGUGGUAGACACACAAUUGAAAGCUGGAGACACGCUUGAAGAACCCAUAGUCGUAACUUUGCUGAAUGAUCUGAAGUCAAUUGGGCGAAAACUUCUGUAUACACUCUAUCCGAAAGAUUCCGACGGACUUUACAGUUGGGACUUAUGGGGACCUUUGCUUUUUUCUCUUGGCAUUGCCAUUAUCCUUGCUAUAAGUGCUCCGGAAAACCAGUCUGAAGCCGUGUUUACAGUUGUCUUUGGUUUAAUUUGGUUUGGCCAGGCUGUGUGUUCUAUCAACUUGAAAUUACUCGGUGCUACCAUUAGCUUUUUCCAGUCUGUGUGCAUUCUUGGAUAUUCUACAUUUCCUCUAGCCAUUGCUGCAGCAGUCUGUGCUUUCGUACGCACUGAGUAUGUUCGCGUCCCAAUAAUAUUGCUUAUGUACGGCUGGACCAUGUUCGCAGCAAUGGGAGUAUUAAAACGUUCCAACAUUCCCGAGAAAAAACUACUUGCUUCAUAUCCUCUUUUUCUUUUCUACUUCUCGCUUUCAUGGAUUAUUUUUCUGUAGAUGAAUGAGCUUAAUGCAAACCAACGAUGAACA